Suillus bovinus is the source of this 1710-nucleotide messenger RNA. Its product is annotated as DNA polymerase subunit Cdc27-domain-containing protein. Gene Ontology annotation, molecular function: DNA-directed DNA polymerase activity. NCBI's taxonomy places the organism in Eukaryota, Fungi, Basidiomycota, Agaricomycetes, Boletales, Suillaceae. The record is from RefSeq and is a predicted model, not a curated record. Gene Ontology annotation, cellular component: nucleus; delta DNA polymerase complex. The coding region runs from base 1 to 1710 and encodes 569 amino acids. The transcript has 11 exons. Gene Ontology annotation, biological process: DNA synthesis involved in UV-damage excision repair; DNA replication; DNA strand elongation involved in DNA replication.
AUGACAUCCACGCGAGCCAAGGACUUCCUCACUAAAGAACUGUUCAUUCAAAAAAAUGUGGUCACAUUCCGGUCUUUGAGUCGCGAGCUCGGCAUUCACGUCAAUGACGCCAAGAAUGAGCUUGCCGCGUAUCUAGCGGACACUGCAAACACCGGCACAUCAUUUGCAACGUACAUGGUCUCUGGUGAAAUCGCUCCGCCGCACAGCAAUGGAAGCCAGGUCGAUGCAAUGGACGCCACUCAUAGUACACACCAAUCUGUAACGUGUUCUAAGAUAGUUUUAGUGGACUGCGAUAAUCUGCGAGAUGCGAAAGCUCAAUUCACCCGUAUACAUUCCGUCUAUGUAUACAGCUUGUCGCCCUCAGUUUUACGCGAUGCUGGUUUGAUUUGCCAUCCGACUGUCAGCGUCCGGAAUGCCGACAUAAAGGGCAAUCCUGCGCUCAAUGGGAAGAUAAUCGGUGAACACGUGAAGAUCAGGAAUCCCAAAAAUGUUUCUGCGGCAUCAUCAUCAAAGACAACGUUAGAUGCGAGGAAACCAGUUAUCCCCCAGCCACAUAUCUUACCACAAAAAUCUGAGCAGACGAUGGACAAGGAACAAAUCAAGCCGAGUGGUAAACUAGAUUGGAGUAAGGGUAAGAAUAAGGAGCAGGACACUACAUCAGGGGCACGCGUCAAGGACAAGGCCAAGCUUCAAUUCAAACAGGAUACUAAAACUUCGUCGUCUUCUGCAAAACUGGCUGAUAAACCGUCGGGUAGUAGUGAUGCGGGUCUACAAUCGAUGAAGAAGACACUUGCAGUCGAACCAAAGCGAGCUACUAAGCGCAAAUCACCUAAUCCAUCAGACUCAGAUGUCGAACACAAACUAAUGCCAAAAGACCGGAAGGUGAUGUCUUCCGCAACGAGUAAUGCAAGGGUGAAAAGGGGUGUUGUGUUGUCAGAUGAUGAGAAUGAGGAAGUGCCGAGCAAGUCACGCAAAAAUAUCACCCGAUCGACUUCAGACUCUGAGAGGAGCCUUGCGGCAAUGAUGGAUAUUGAUGAUGAUCAAGUUGUCAGAGCAUCCCGCUUGUCCUCUCGUCGCACCGAUGAUGAGGUAGACGAUACUGGAGACGAGGUCGACCAGACUGACCUUGACGCUCUAAUAUCUAGCCUCGGCGAGGAAGAGGAAGAGGACGUCAAGCCGCAACCUAAGAAGAGGAAAACUAAGAAAGUAGUCCCCGUCGGGCGCAACGGUUUGAAGAAGCGUCGCGUUUUAAAAAGUCGCACCACCACCGAUGCCAAAGGCUACAUGCAAACGGAAGAUUAUUCUUCGUAUGAAUCCGUCAGCGAAGAGGAAGCUGUGCCCGAGGAAGCGAAAAAGAGGAAAUCUAGGAAAGUGGUUCCCGUCGGGCGCAACGGUUUGAAGAAACGUCGUGUCGUUAAAAAUCGCACCACCACUGAUGCCAAAGGUUACACUCACACGGAAGAAUACUCUUCGUAUGAAUCUGUCGUUGAAGAUGAAGCUGUAGAAGCUGCGCCUGAUGAUGCGAAAAAGUUGAAAGGCAAGAAAAAGGCAGAAUCAAAGUUGAAGGAUGAGGCUGGGAAUAAGCCGGUACAGGCUAAUUCAAAGAUCAAGGAGACGAGCUCCUUACGCGGGACUAAAACUAAGGCUGGGAAGGCACCGAAACCUGCUGGUCUUUUAAAUUUCUUUGGACCCGACAAGUCGAAGAAAUAG